Messenger RNA from Pseudogymnoascus destructans, 543 nucleotides. RefSeq lists its product as uncharacterized. The transcript is spliced from 2 exons. The record is from RefSeq and is a predicted model, not a curated record. NCBI's taxonomy places the organism in Eukaryota, Fungi, Ascomycota, Leotiomycetes, Thelebolales, Thelebolaceae. Bases 1 to 543 code for a protein of 180 amino acids.
AUGCCAUGGCUUCAGAAACAUGCCCCAGUCAUAGACUGGGAGAACUUCAACUUAAAAUUAGAUUCAGAAUACUGCAAGGAAAACUGCUUCGCAAAAUCAAUUUCGAGUUCACCUUCAAGUUCUAGGGCUAUCAACAUUGCCAAAGUCUCUGCUUUGGAAUUUGAAAAAGCUUAUAACUCCCAUGACAUUCAAGCAUGUUUUGCUAUAUACAUCUCAGACACCUUGACUUCAGAAUCCUCAGCUCUAGAUAUGGCUCAGGAUGAAAUUUCAGGCAUUGCUAUGCCACUUCGAGAACCUUCGGGCAUUGCUAUGCCACUUCGAGAACCUUCGGUCAUUGACAUGCCACUUCGAGAACCUUUGGGCAUGGCUAUGCCACUUCGAGAACCUUCGGGCAUUGACAUGCCACUUCGAGAAUCUCAGAACACCAUAAACGGUAGUUUUGAUGUCAACUUUGGACACUAUGCUGUCAACUUUGGACACUAUGCUGUCACCUUCGGACACUAUGCUGUCACCUUCGGAACACAGUGCUCUAGCCUCAGCUGA